Molecule: messenger RNA, 675 nt
Organism: Aspergillus alliaceus
Lineage: Eukaryota; Fungi; Ascomycota; Eurotiomycetes; Eurotiales; Aspergillaceae
Exons: 1
Coding region: 379-627 (82 amino acids)
Source: RefSeq, a predicted model, not a curated record
UGUGCCCCCAUAGCUUUCCCGUUUAGAAUUCCUCAUAGGUCGCUAUCCUGUAUUUUUGUCAUGGUUUCUAGUCAGUUAUUCUCUGGCUAAUGCUAUCUUCCUUUCUUUCCCUUAUUCAAUUGACCCUUCUCACUCGGUUUCCGAGGACUUCUGCUCGGGGAUGCACUCCAACCAUUUAGUAACUAAAUGAUUAUUGAUUGAUAAUUUAAAUGAGGUGACCCCCCCUAAAUCCAGUUCCCUAACUAGACCCAUUUUCUUCCUGCCCAGAGCACUCGAUCAUUCGAUCGUUUAUGAAAACGAGAGGAAUGCUGUACACCCACUCCAACAUGCCACCCACACUUACCUCAGAGAACAUUGCCUGUCUCAGAUGUUCCGACGAUGAUCACAUUUUCUCUAUGUAAUAGGGAAAUUUGGAUGAGUUGGGCCAGAGCGACAAUGGUGAUCUGUUCUCAUCAUAGACGAGAAUUCCCGGCAUUGUUUCGCUUCGGGGCAAGGGCAACGAUGCUAAGCCUGGCGGCUUGUCUUUCUUUUAUUUUAUUUUAUCUUAUUUUUUUUAAUCCUCCCUCAUGUCUUUCACCCCUUUCGCGCUUGUCUUGCUGCAGGUCUCCUUCGGUUAUGCAUACAUAGUCCUGGAGCUCCUUAGACCAGUAGCUAAGUGUACAUUUAUCCGUCUAC